GCGCCGGCGUCGGAGUCGGAGUCGGCAUCGGUAUCCCACCGGCUCGAGGAUACACCGAGUUCGUCUCGCGCGAGGCUGCCGGCCGCAUACAGUUCGUCCGAUACGAUCGCGGCCACUUCCCCGUUUCGGUAACAAGUGUUUCGAUCGCCGUCAAUGGACGGUGAAACCGUUUCCUCGCAUUCGAACGAUAAACAAAUUGUGACCGCGUGAUCUCGAUAAUCGUGAUAAUCCGUUACCGGUAAAAAGUAUCGGUCCGGUUACGAACGGGAACAAGAAGAACAGAGAUUUUUAUUGGUAACCAGAAGAAGAUGUAGACCGACUGGAUUUCUGAAUAUCGAUCGAUAGAUCUGCGCAUCGGUUCGAGGAACUUCGGUCUCGCACGGUAUACGUCGUCACCCGAUCGUGAGAUUCUCGAUCGGAGGAAGCGCUGCGGGAUUAAAGGGGCGCGUGUGCAUGUGUGCUCCGGUAUGAUCCAGCACGGUUGAAUCUUCUUUACGCAUCAGCUCGACGGAACACGUUCGAACCUGGAAAGAUGAUUCGCGACUAUCUGGUACUACUUUCGUGGCUGUGCGCGGUACAAGGAAAAAUAGGGUAUUUCUGGCACAUCACUGACAUCCACUACGACCCGCAAUACUACACCUACAGGCCAGAAACUGCGUGUUGGAAUCCGAGGAACGGGAAACAGACUAACAACGGUCGCAGUACUAUAGUACCGGGAGAAUUCGGAGAUUAUGGAUGCGACUCGCCCUGGGCACUGAUCGAAUCGGCGGCCAAGGAAAUGUCGAUCCGUAGUACCGACGGUGUCAAGUUUAUACUCUGGACAGGAGACGCGUUGACGCGGACUACCGGCAUGAGCACCGAGCUGCGUCUGCAGUGUUUGCGGAAUUUGACCGAUCUGUUGUCCCGCACGUUCAAGGGACAAUUUGUGUUCCCGGCGCUCGGGCACGACGACAUCGGGGUCAGCUUCUCCCAGCUGGCCGACCUAUGGCAGCACUGGCUGCCGCAAGAGGCUUUGGACACUUUUAAAAUCGCCGGAUAUUACAUGAUCGAGCAACGCGCGGAACAGUAUCGGAUCAUCUUGCUCAACACGAAUUUGUGGCUGAACACCGCCGACAACCGUAUGCUCCAGCGUAUCGGGACCGGCACGAACAAUAACACCGAGGAUCCGGCGAAUCAAUGGUCCUGGUUCCAAGCGGCUCUGGACACCGCGCGGGGGAAGAAACAGACGGUUUACAUCGUGGGUCACACACCGCCGGGCGUAGACGACCGCGACAGCGGCGCGGUGAUGUUGCAGGAGCGUCACAACACGAAGUACCUGCAGCUGAUCCGACAGUACUCGGACAUUAUUCGCGGUCAGUUCUUCGGUCACUGGCACUCGGACACCUUUCGCGUGGUUUACAGCGAUACCGGUUUACCAGUCUCCUGGAUAAUGAUGGCACCCAGUAUAUCUCCGAGAACUGCCGGAGGUCCGAACAAUCCUGGUCUGCGACUGUACGAGUUCGAAACUACUACCGGUCAGGUGCGGGAUUAUAAGCAGUACUAUCUUAAUCUGCUGGAAGCGAAUUCAAUCGGGGCGGCGAAGUGGUCGGUGGAGUAUUCCCUGUGCGAGUACUACGACCUCAAGGAAAUCACGGCUAUCAGUCUUCACGACCUGGCGGACCGGUUCACGCAAUUCAAUGAUUACGCUUUCGUCAGAUACUACGCGGCCAACACGGUUUCACUACCACGGGAGGUGGAACAGAUCUGGGGCUGCGGGGGCCCGUUGAACGGAGCCUGCGCCCUUCACCAUUACUGCACGGUCACCAGAUUGAAUCAGGAGUCCUACAAAGAGUGCUACAUAUCGUACGCGUACGCACUCGCGUCGACCGGCGUCCCAUCGACGCCGCGACUCCACCUCGCGCUCCACCUCGCGCUCGUGCUACUGGUCUGCCUAGAGUUCCUGAGGAACCGGUAGGUUGGGACUCCCGGGUGUCCCGGCAAAGGACAGCGGCUGCUUCGCUGCCUCCUCGCGCUGACGUCACUCGCGAGCCAACGAGCUUUACGCGUUGAGACCGGUAAUCAUUCUGGAGAUCGACCAACCUCCUCGUACCGCGGCGGGUUCGAUCGCGGUAGGGAACGGGCUUAGGAAAGUGCGACCGAAUCCAACUUAAUAUCUGUGUCUGUCUCUUUGUCCACGUCUUCUCUCUGUCGUAACGCGCGAAGGGUACGAGAGACACGGCCGUGGCGCCCGCGUCACGCGUUCACAUCGAGACAGCGGAACGCGUGCGACACGCGGGAGCGGCACGGUGACCAUCUCGGGCGGGUGCGCGCCGGCGAUCGUUUAAUAACUCGGACAACGAGAUUUCGAGAUGUUCGGCGCGACUCGCUUCGACUGGUGGCGAGUGAUUCGAUCGAGACUCCGCCAUGGGAACGGACGGAGCUCGACGCGAUGAACGAGAGAGGAGGAUAAUCCACGGGCUAAACCCUGAAUGUUAAGGAACGGUUCGAAUCGAGAAACCGAACCAUGGAAAAACCUUGAUGUUGUAACUUGCUUCACUUAAGCGUUCGGUGUACGUUGUUUUUAAACACGGGAGAUUGAUCGUAUUUAUAGGAGCGCGGACGAGCAACGACGUGUGUGUGUGUAUGCAUGUAGAAUGGAAACGAACGACGGAUCCGCGCGGAGAUCGAUUUUGCGUCGCGGCCGCGGAAGCGACGUCCAUCCGCGAGUUCGGCGGCCUGCACUCGAUCCGUCGGGGUUCCGUCGCCGACGGGAGAGCAGCGGCGUCCAACGAUUCCGAGACGAGACUGCGUCGAAGCGUUCAUAGCUUGAAGAGCCAUUAUAUUCGUACCACCAAUUCGCGAUUGUCGGAACAAUACAGUAUUUCUUAAUAAACGAGUUAUGGAUUUGUA
Ceratina calcarata is the source of this 2889-nucleotide messenger RNA. RefSeq names its product acid sphingomyelinase-like phosphodiesterase 3b. The transcript has 10 exons. NCBI's taxonomy places the organism in Eukaryota, Metazoa, Arthropoda, Insecta, Hymenoptera, Apidae. The record is from RefSeq and is a predicted model, not a curated record. Gene Ontology annotation, molecular function: phosphoric diester hydrolase activity. Bases 533 to 1954 code for a protein of 473 amino acids.